ACCUUAAAUUCGAAACUGGUAUCCAAGAUACGUUACUGCUGCCUAAUUAAAGCUGGGCUGUUCAAUGACUUCUGAAGACUAUGCAAUGACAAAGUUCGAAGACUAUUAUUGGUUGGUCGAAGGUUUGGGAAGAAAACCUAUUCAGCCACAGUAUGCUGUUUAGUCUUAGAUAAUUUGCUUUUCUACACUCUUUUUAAAAUAAUGAAACUUUCUACAGAUUUAAUGGUACUUUUGUUGCGUUAUGCAUGGAACGCAGGACAAAAAUGUUUUAUGCUGUUAAAGUGAUACAAAAGAAGGUUACAAAACUCGAUUGUCUUAACAUUAAACAGUUGACUUCUCCUGAGAAAAAAAAUAUAGGCCAUUUGUUGAAGCUUGAUCAUCAAAAUGUGGCGAAGUUGAAAGAAGUAUUUGAAACAUCUUUCUCAUUGCAUAUAGUUGUUGAAUUCGCAAAUGGUGAAGAACUCUUCCGGAGACUAACUAAAAUGCCUGUGUACAACGAAAAAACGGUUGGUUAUUAUUUCAGACAAGUGGUUGAUGGUAUCAGAUACUUACAUGAAUAUGGAAUUAUUCACAAAAAUGUAAAACCUGAAAACAUACUGCUCAACACCAGAGACAGUGAUGCGAUUGUAAAAAUCACUGAUUACUCUCCUCAAUUAUUUACAACUUCAGAUUUAGAUUUAGAAAUGGUAUGCUUGACGACAACAUUUUGUGCACCUGAAUUAUUAUUAAGUAGAUGUUAUGAUAAAGCUAUUGAUCUAUGGGCACUAGGUAUACUAUUGUAUAUAAUGUUAUGUGGAGAUGAUCCUUAUAAAUCUAAAUCUGGUAGUGAUUUAUACCGUGCUAUACUUCACUGUGAUAUUGAGUUUGAAUCUCCUUCAUGGAAAUCAAUUAGUUUGGAUGCUCAAGAUGUUGUUAAACGUCUUUUAUUGGUAGAUCCAAAAUUAAGAAUCAUUACACCACAUUUGUUGAAUCAUCCAUGGUUUAUCAUGUUAGAUGAAAAUGAAAAACAUUUAGAUUCAGUACAGGAGAAACUAGAACAUUUUAACAAACAGCGUUCAGAAAAAUAUUUUGACAUAGAAUAUGAACAAGACUGGAUAACAUGUGAAUAUAUGAAGCUACCGCAAAGAAGUACAGAAACAGUCCUACCGAAGGUGUAUGAUGAGAAUGUAGAAGCAGAAACAGUAAUUGACAAGGACUGUGAUGACAUCGUAUUGAUCGAAGAUACAACAGAGAACGUCCAACCAGUUAGCCAAAACGAUAUCAGCAUUGAUUCAAAUGAGGCGAAUGAAUUAAUUGAUACAACUUCUGAUCAAUUCAUAGCAAGUUCAUUGAAGAACUUACUUCAUGAAUAUCAUUUAUUGAAUGAUCAAAAUUCAAUAUUAAAUGAACAAGAUCUACAUGGAAUAAAUCAAGAAAACCAAGUAUUAAAUGGUGAAAAUGAACCAUUUGAUGUUACUAUGAUGAACAGUAAUGACAAUGAGCACAUGUAAAGGAUCACUUAUGAUGUGAAUAAAUGUGAUCAUCUUAUUGUAUGACUUAGAUUCCUCGAAUAACUUCAAACUCUCUACACUAUUUUACAUUUAUUUUCAAUGAUCAAGUAGAUUCUUAAGAAGAGGACUUAUUAUAAAUGUAGUUUACUCAAUAAACGAGAAGUUUGUUUUAA
Messenger RNA from Schistosoma haematobium, 1663 nucleotides. Its product is annotated as Prolyl 3-hydroxylase ogfod1. Gene Ontology annotation, molecular function: calmodulin binding; ATP binding; calcium/calmodulin-dependent protein kinase activity. The transcript has 12 exons. Gene Ontology annotation, cellular component: cytoplasm; nucleus. The coding region runs from base 246 to 1490 and encodes 414 amino acids. The record is from RefSeq and is a predicted model, not a curated record. Gene Ontology annotation, biological process: protein autophosphorylation; intracellular signal transduction; peptidyl-serine phosphorylation. NCBI's taxonomy places the organism in Eukaryota, Metazoa, Platyhelminthes, Trematoda, Strigeidida, Schistosomatidae.